Molecule: messenger RNA, 2207 nt
Organism: Cylicocyclus nassatus
Lineage: Eukaryota; Metazoa; Nematoda; Chromadorea; Rhabditida; Strongylidae
Source: the annotation of a GenBank genome assembly
AUGAACGCAUCGAUAUGGUGGCGUAAAUUUGUUCGGUUGUUACAAGAUAUUGAGCUCGAAGAACUGUUCCAAACCGUCAGUCGCUAUCCAAAACGCAAAUUGCUCAUCAUUAUAUGUGCGAUAAUAUUCGUCGUAUACUGUUUGGGUAUUUCAACCGGAUCGGGAUCCGCCUCACCAGCUGCAAAAUGUGUUAUGGAACGAUUUAAGAACUGGGAUAUAGCUGUUCAGGACAUGUCUAUCGGCAUUGAUGAGAAUGUGGUGAAGUUUGCUGGGAAUGGACAUGUAGGCAUCGAUGUAGACGAAGAAUUACGGCUCUCUUCCAAUGGAUCAAAGAUCCUUGACUUUGCCACUGGCUUCAAGCCCCUUGUCCACGUGAAUGUUGUUGGUGGUGGGUCCUCCGCGGAGUCCACCUUCACAGAGUUUAUCAUUGGAAGGGUUAGAAACAUUAAAUGUUUUGCAGUGGACGGUGAGUGUAUGUGUGUUUUUCGCACACAUUAUGUCCACAGAACAAGGAGAGAAUUGAUAGUAGAGGAGGUCAAAGUGGUAAACCCUACGAAAUCGCCAGUAACGGUACAAAUUACUCGGCCAGAGCCUAUAGGUUGGACCGCGAACAAGACUGGCGACACUAUGGUGUACACCAAGACGUUCCCUUUACAUGGGUCUUCCUUAUCCUCAGCAGUCAUCUGCUCAAGUGCUCCUGGAGAAUACACGGUAGCAAGAAAAAGAGAGGAGACGUUGCGAUUUGUUUGCGUGGUCGAACAGCGAGAGUUGUCCAGUAACAUGGCGAUGGAUACUACUCCUGUUGUCCAUGAACUCGCAAGGGUUGUGGUCUCGAAGUUCAGUCUUCUGAAUAAGAUGGUGCCUCUUUCUGUCGAUGCAGAACACGACAACGCAUGGAAAAAGCUGAAUUCACCCACAUUUUACCUGUCUUUAUCGAAAGCUCCAAAUGUUCUUAACGGUGCCCAAAUCAAUGCUACGAAGUACAUCUUACUUAGCAAUACUAAAGCACCGCUUUUGGAAGAAGCUUUUCCCGAGGAUAAGAGAAAGGCUAUGGAGUUAUCUGCGAGACGAAACGAGCGAUGUUAUAGCGAACAUUCGACACUUUUAUAUCCGUCAAAAUUGUGGCAUGACUGGAUUCAUAUAGAGGAUCUUCUAAGGAUGGCUGAUAUAUGGAUACUGACUCUCGAGAAAAGAGGAUGUGCUGCUAUGCUUAAAGCAGGUGCAACGGGACUUGUUCAGGCGUUCGUGUUGUCGCUUUCCGGUGCUUCGUACCACGAUUCACAUCUGGAAGUUGCGCUAUCAGUUUCUGAUUUGCAUCGCGAAUUAGCGUUUAGUGGAGUGCCUAUAGGGGUCGGAGUUGGUGAAGCUAGUGCUCGAGUGCGAAUAGAUGAAGAGAAUACACCGUAUUUUGAGGUAUCGGCAACAGGAACGUUGUAUGCUUGUGGAGGAGGAUGUUUGGACGAGCCCAUAACAUUAACCAAAACACCCGCAAAAAUGGAAAUCAAGGUAACCAAACCAGAAACAGCUAUUUUAUAUAUAGCAACUAGUCGAAGGCACCUGGAGCAGUUGAGGUCAACGAUUCAUGUAUCGGAGGUGAUGUCUGCGCCUGCUCAUGAGAGUCAGCUUUUAGCGCUUCAUCGGCAUGGAUCAGCUAUCGGAGGGCUUCCAAUGUGGUUUUGGUUCUUCCUUGUCACUCUUUUGAUUGCAUUCCAUGCCUUCUUGGCCAAGGUACUUUGGUCCGAAUGGCGGAAAGGUGAUAUGACGCCAUAUAACCCCUAUCUGAGAAGUCGGUACAGUUUGAAUCGUUCUCACUAGUUCUGAAGCCACUGCGCAGACAUGCUUCACAUUCUAAUUUGCACUCAGGAAGGCGAGUGCCUUAGGAGCUAAUGAGGCUAGGGUGAUUGUGUUUGAAAUGAGAAAAGAACACUUAUCUGUGUAAAGUUGCUGUUCAACCCUGGUUAUCACCUGCACGCUUGUUCAUACACCAUAUUCAAUAUUCAAUUCCAUUUCUGAGCGUGUAACUGACAGUUAUUGUUGUUUUGUACGUGUAUGUAAUUAAAAGUCUUAAUAAUUCCAAAUAUGCCUUGCAACGGAUCGCUUCCACACAUGUUAUACGGUAUUGCCAACCGAAACACUUGUAGUCGUUUUGUAUGUACGGUUAUGCUUGUGCAAAUUUUUUUUCAUCAAAUAAAUUUUUAUCUCCACUG